Messenger RNA from Aplosporella prunicola CBS 121167, 504 nucleotides. RefSeq lists its product as uncharacterized. The transcript has a single exon. Bases 11 to 466 code for a protein of 151 amino acids. NCBI's taxonomy places the organism in Eukaryota, Fungi, Ascomycota, Dothideomycetes, Botryosphaeriales, Aplosporellaceae. The record is from RefSeq and is a predicted model, not a curated record.
GUUGGAUGUUAUGGGUAUGGGGAUUGAUGCUAAUGUGAUACGGAUACAGAUGGUCUCCACCAAGCCCUCCAAAGUCGACCUCAACGAGACGUCGCUCGCCCACCUCAAGACCCGGCACAGGCGCCUCAUCUUCCCGCUCAGCCGCGUCAGCUCCGCCACCUACGACGCGCGCCAGGUCGUGCACCCCGCGAGCGCAGGCACCGGCAGCACAGCGGCCCUCCGGCGCAGCGAGGCCCCGUCCAGCAUCGCCUUCCUCGAAGCCUCGCUGGCGGCCCAUCAGGGCCCGUCGGGUGGGCUUGGCCCGUCCCACGCGCAGAGCCCGCCGACUACCUUCGACGGGAUGCCGUUCUUAGAGGCAGACGAGGUGGCGAAGAGGAAGGAGCAGGAGAGGGAAAGGGAGAGGCUGGCGAAGGAGCGGAGGGAAAGGAGGGAGAGGAAGCGCUUUGAGCGCACUUUUGAGUUGUAGGUGGGGUGCGGCGGCGGUGCCCGCUGUUUGGGUUGGGG